Molecule: messenger RNA, 2160 nt
Organism: Stegostoma tigrinum
Lineage: Eukaryota; Metazoa; Chordata; Chondrichthyes; Orectolobiformes; Stegostomatidae
Product: pre-B-cell leukemia transcription factor 2-like
Exons: 9
Coding region: 476-1852 (458 amino acids)
Biological process (GO): neuron development; regulation of transcription by RNA polymerase II; eye development
Cellular component (GO): nucleus
Molecular function (GO): RNA polymerase II cis-regulatory region sequence-specific DNA binding; DNA-binding transcription factor activity, RNA polymerase II-specific
Source: RefSeq, a predicted model, not a curated record
UCCCAUCUGCAUUACAAAGUAAGCGGCUGUGGCAGCCGAGUGCUGGAGUAGUUUUUCGUGUUUGCCUGCGUUUGUGCGAUUAAGCAAACCUCUGUGCACUGGAGAAGGAGGAAAUCUUGGAACACCCCUUUUCUUCUGUACUCGGGAGAAAUAAUCAUUUAGUAAGCCAAAACACCAGAAGGCCAAGGGGGAAAAAAAGGAAAAGUGAAGACAUUUCGGUGGAAUUGAGCACUUUCCCCCCCUCCCCUUUCUGUUCCACCACCUUUUUUUUCGUUUUUUUCCCCCCUCCCUUGUUUCUCUCUCUUUCUCCUCCUCUAUCUCCCGCACACACACACACACAGUCUAAACGCAAAUCGUUGGGAUUUGUGUGUGUGUUAGUGUUUUGUUUCUUUUAAUUUCACGGUGAUAAUUUUGCCAAGGGAAAACAGAGGCGCUGGACCUGUCCCUGCCCGUAUUCCCGGUGCUGGGAAGGAGGAUGGACGAGCAGAGCCGGCUGCUACAGACUAGGGGAGCCGGGGCCGGAGCGCCCGCGGGAGCCGGGGCUGGAGGAGGAGGAGGAGGGGGAGGCGGCGGCGGCGGCGGUGGCGGCGGCGGAGGAUCCGGUCCCGGGCACUCAGUCCAGAGCGGCCUUCAGCCUCUGUUGGCUGGGCACCUUCACGAAACAGCCACGGAUAACGGGGAAGGCAGGAAACAGGACAUUGGAGACAUCCUCCACCAGAUCAUGACCAUCACUGACCAAAGCCUGGACGAAGCUCAAGCCAAGAAACAUGCCCUGAACUGUCACAGAAUGAAACCGGCCCUCUUCAGUGUUUUGUGUGAGAUUAAAGAAAAGACUGGUCUCAGUAUUCGCAGCAGUCAGGAGGAGGAACCCGUGGACCCCCAGCUGAUGCGAUUGGACAACAUGCUGCUGGCGGAGGGGGUAGCCGGGCCGGAGAAAGGCGGCGGCUCGGCGGCGGCCGCUGCUGCUGCCGCAGCGUCUGGGGGCAUCUCGCCCGACAACUCGAUCGAGCACUCGGACUACCGGGCGAAGCUGGCCCAGAUCCGGCAGAUCUACCACACCGAGCUGGAGAAGUACGAGCAGGCUUGCAGUGAGUUUACGACACAUGUGAUGAACCUCCUGAGGGAGCAGAGUCGAACGAGGCCCAUCUCCCCAAAGGAAAUUGAGCGGAUGGUCGGGAUAAUCCAUCGGAAGUUCAGCUCCAUCCAGAUGCAGCUAAAACAGAGCACGUGCGAGGCAGUCAUGAUCCUCCGGUCCCGGUUCCUGGACGCCAGGAGAAAGAGACGUAACUUCAGCAAGCAGGCCACAGAGAUUCUGAACGAAUACUUUUACUCUCACCUCAGUAACCCUUACCCCAGUGAGGAGGCCAAGGAAGAGCUGGCAAAGAAGUGUGGCAUCACUGUAUCGCAGGUCAGUGUAUCGCAGGUAUCCAACUGGUUUGGAAACAAGCGAAUCCGAUAUAAGAAGAACAUUGGUAAGUUCCAGGAGGAGGCUAACAUUUACGCUGUUAAGACCGCCGUCAGUGCUACAGCUGCCUCCCAGAACAGCCAGGCAAACUCGCCCACCACUCCCACCUCGGCAGGUUCCUCUGGAUCGUUUAAUCUAUCUGGCUCUGGCGACAUGUUCAUGGGAAUGCAAGGGUUAAAUGGGGAUUCAUACCCUGGGGCUCAGGUGGAGUCACUACGUCACUCCCUGAACCAGACUGGGAGCUACGGCGAGGGACUGGGUGUCAGUCAGAUCUACAGCCCCCGGGAUGUGAGGGCUAAUGGAGGGUGGCAGGAUGCAACCACUCCCUCUUCAGUGACAUCACCUACGGAAGGUCCCGGAAGCGUGCACUCGGAUACCUCCAACUGAUCUCCCCACCACAGCCCCCCUCCCCACACGCCUACCCCCACCCAGGCGAUGGAACCGUGUGACCACCCCCACCCCUUUUGCCCGAUGGGCUCUCUCCAAGUGCUGGCCAACCGGAAGAGAAGACGACCAUAAAGGAGAGAUGAUGAGUUUGGGGGGUGGGGGGUGGAGAUUUUUAAGACACGGACACACACAUACGGACACACACAUACGGACACACACAUACGGACACACACAUACGGACACACACACACGGACACACACACACGGACACACACACACGGACACACACACACGGACACACACACGGA